Penicillium maclennaniae is the source of this 204-nucleotide messenger RNA. RefSeq lists its product as uncharacterized. Bases 1 to 204 code for a protein of 67 amino acids. The transcript has a single exon. NCBI's taxonomy places the organism in Eukaryota, Fungi, Ascomycota, Eurotiomycetes, Eurotiales, Aspergillaceae. The record is from RefSeq and is a predicted model, not a curated record.
AUGUGCUUCGGAUUCUACGUCAAGCCCCAACCUCCACGCCGUGAAAAAUAUGGGGACAAGAAUGACAAAUACCUCCGAGACUAUGAACGUUAUGAGAAAGAGUAUGAGAAGUAUAUGAACAAGGACAAUAGGCGCAGGCAUAUGGCGAAUUCCAACACCGGCGCCAUUGCAGGAACCUCGGCUGCUGUCUCAGGUGGACCCUGA